AUGCCAAGAUUACCAGCUUCAUUAUUGCUGUUAUUAUCAUACUGCGGGCGGGUAACAACCUCCCCAAUUAAGCUUAACAACCCCCGCCGGACGGCCCUGGUUCUUUUACAGGAAGGACCCUGCGUUCCACGUCCCCUGCUUCGCAAUUUACGACUUGGACCUCGACACAGCUGAGAAACUAUGAUAUAGUCCCCGCCGGGUCAGCCGCGCUUCCCGCCCGGUCCGUUCCCGCUGCUGUUGUUCCCCGGCGCCUCACGCGAAUGCCGACGCCAAUGGCGGCCGCGGCCGGAAACGGAGAGGCCUCGCCGCUCGUGGAGGCGGCGGGGUGUAACAUGCUGCGGCCGCGGGGCGGGCCGCCUCCCCCGUCGCCGUCCCCGGUGAUCGGCAAGCCGCUCGCGUCCGGCGCAGUGCCGCGGCAUGCGCUGGAGUUCGACGGCGAAGGGCGGUAUCUGGACGCGACAUGGGACCUGCCUACGUCGCCGAAGACGUCGCCUUCCUCCGCGGCGGGGGCGUUCACGUGGCAUCACGUCGAGCUCCCGCGGUUGCUCACCGGUGGCGCGGCCGCGAAGCCGCUACACCACGCGCAGGCGCUGAUCGAGCUCCUGUGCCCGCCGCUCACGCUCCAGGAGAUCCUCGCGCUCGUCGGGAACGGCCCGCACUGCGGUGGCGUCGCCGACGGCGGCGGCGGCGCACUCGUGCUCCGCGUCAGCGCGCCGGGCCCGCUCGGCAGCGCCUUCGCCAUCCGCCUCGCCGCGCGCGUCACCGAGAGCUCCGUAGUCACCGUGUCCGUCGGCGCCGUCCCGCGGCUCGCGUUCGGGACCACGCAGGCGUCGCUCCUCUCGGAGGUGCCCCUCGGGGUGGCCGCCUCGCUCGCCGAAGAGGGGCACGGCGGCGGCCGCGCCGUCGAGGGCGGCGUCGUCAUCGACGAGCGCCUGCUCGAGUCGCUGCUCGCUAUGAACCACGCGGACGGAGCCCACACCGACAACCCGGUGCCACGGACGGUGUCCAACCUCCUCGUGCACGUCCUCGGCACGCACGUCGACCACGUCCACGACAUUGUCACGCGCCUCGAGAUGGAGAUCGACAACAUCGAGCUGCACAUCGACAAAGGUGGUCACUUCAUGAGAAAACUUCUGUUGGAUGGUAGGAGAUUCCCCAAAAUGCACCUUGAUUUACAGCGCCUACUUCAGGUGGUUUCUCACGGCGAACAAGUCUUCCCCCGUGUGAAGGACAGAUGUGCGAGCAAGAGUUGGUUCGCAACCGAGGAUAUUGCCGCCCUCGAAGAUUUGAUCGGCCGCCUUAGGAGGCUCAAGGAAAACCUUGGAUUUAUAACAAACAGAGUGACCACGCUGCAGGCCAGCCUCGACAGCUGGCAGUCAGAGCAGAUCAACAAGAGCCUAUACUAUCUUUCAUUCCUCUCCAUAGUUUUCCUCCCUCUCUCCAUUGUAACCGGAGUUUUCGGGAUGAACGUCGGUGGUGUGCCAUGGACCGAGCAGAACAAGAACCCCGCAAAUCUGGACGGUUUCGCCAACGUGAUGCUGAUAUGCGCCGUGAUCUUGCUGCUCCUGCUGCUUUGCUUUCUGUUCCCUUCACUGUAUUCUCAUGUGUCGGCAUGGCGAACCCGGCGUGAGCUGACCAGGAGUGGCUCCCAGAACAAGAGGCACCUGAAACUCUUCAAAGACCACAGGGAAGGCUACAUGCGCCUGUGAGGGGAGCAUCACAGGUUCUUCCUGUACUCACCUGGGGGAUACUUUGCGGUAGGCGAUCAUGAAGGGAAGAUCCGAGGUGUUCCAUUGGCAGCGAAAAAUCAUGAUACCAAGAUUUUUUUGGAUGAUGUUGUUGUAAUAUUGGGUGUAAAAUUAGACAGAAAACUAGAUAGGGGCCUUGUACAGCUUUGGUUCACAACCUCCGACAUAGGUUCACCACACAUCUGUUCAUUUUUUAGUUCUUUUCUUUUCCAUUGUUAUCUUGGGGAAGUUUGGUAGUAAGUCUCACUGUACCAUUAUUUUGCCUGUAAACUGUAACAUUUUUUAAAGAGAACAAGCUAAUUGCUUC
Triticum aestivum (bread wheat) is the source of this 2055-nucleotide messenger RNA. RefSeq lists its product as uncharacterized. Gene Ontology annotation, biological process: metal ion transport; transmembrane transport. The transcript is spliced from 5 exons. Gene Ontology annotation, cellular component: membrane. The record is from RefSeq and is a predicted model, not a curated record. Gene Ontology annotation, molecular function: metal ion transmembrane transporter activity. Lineage: Eukaryota; Viridiplantae; Streptophyta; Magnoliopsida; Poales; Poaceae. The coding region runs from base 261 to 1709 and encodes 482 amino acids.